Messenger RNA from Dendrobium catenatum, 745 nucleotides. RefSeq names its product pentatricopeptide repeat-containing protein At1g10910, chloroplastic-like. The transcript is spliced from 3 exons. NCBI's taxonomy places the organism in Eukaryota, Viridiplantae, Streptophyta, Magnoliopsida, Asparagales, Orchidaceae. The coding region runs from base 16 to 582 and encodes 188 amino acids. The record is from RefSeq and is a predicted model, not a curated record.
CUUUGCCUUUCCCUUAUGUUACAGUUGGCCAAAGCUGGUUCCUUUUCUGAAUCAUUUUCUGUUUAUAAUAUGUUGCGAUACAGCAAUAGAAACGUUUGCAAAUCCCUUCAUGAGACAAUGCUAAAUAUAUUAGUUGAAGCAGGUCUCCUGAAAGAUGCUUACGUCGUAGUGAAGGAUAACAUGGAGAUGAUAUCUACGCCAUCUUUUGAGAAAUUUGCUGCAUCAUUUAUGAAAUCUGGCAACAUCAAUUUGAUUAAUGAUGUUGUAAAAGCUUUCCACUGUCUUGGGCACAAUGUGGACGCAGAGAUAUUCCGUGUAGCCAUUUCACGUUACAUCGGAAAACCUGAAAAGAAAGGGCUUCUUUUAUCCCUGCUGAAAUGGAUGCAAACACAUGGUUAUGUGGUGGAUUCAUCAUCUAGGAACUUGCUUCUGAAAAAUUCUCAUCUUUUUGGUCAGAAACAGGUUAUAGCAGAAAUCUUAUCUAAGCAGUAUGUGUUACGAUACAAAGAAGCCUGCAAAGAGAGUACUUUUGAAGGGAGUAAGUAUUUUCGUUUGGUGUUGCUCCACAUUUUGUUUGUAUAGAAAUCCCUUAACUGAGGAAAGAAAGGUUGGAUUGAACUUCCUUCUUUAGCUGACUUUUUUCUUCUUCUUUGCAUAAACUGAUCAGUUAUGAACGUCUAGAUCUGAUUGUAAUGGAGCGUUUAAUUCCUUAAAGAUUUAAGAAGAUUGAUCAUAAAAUUAAUGA